UCAAACUUCUCGAACUAUGAAUUAGCUCAAUUUACGAACCUGUUAAUACGCCAAAGUUUUUCAAGACAUUUUUUUAAACUUCACCGAAUUUUAUUGGAAAAUGCUAAUCACAAAGAGAAGUCUAAAAGUGGUUUAGAGACAUUUAUUUUCAACCGAUUCUCUUUACAACGCGUCAACUUGACGGGUUGUUAAUUUUUAAAGCGAGGUUAUCCGAAUCUGACCUAUCUAUGAUCCAAAUGCCUCUAAACACGGAGAAAAUUACUUAAAAAAUGUUACUUAAACACUUGUGCCUCGUCUCCUACUCGCGAUAUUGUUACCGAAAGCUGAAACUGGCCAGGACAUGUUCGGGGCUGUUUGCAAAAAGGGGCUAUUCUGAGCGCAAAGAAGCCCCCGAUUUUGCUCAAUUCCCUGUUGAACGGAUACGAAACUUCAGCAUAAUCGCCCAUGUCGAUCAUGGGAAAAGUACCCUGGCUGAUCGCUUAUUGGAACACACUGGGGCUAUUAAGCCGAACAGUGGGAACAACCAGGUGCUGGACAAGUUGCAGGUUGAAAGGGAACGAGGCAUUACAGUGAAGGCUCAAACUGCUUCACUUCUCUACGAGUACAAGAAUGAGCAGUAUUUGCUCAAUCUGAUUGAUACUCCGGGGCAUGUGGACUUUUCCAAUGAGGUAUCCAGAUCCCUGUCAGCAUGCCAAGGGGUGAUUCUUCUGGUGGAUUCCAAUGACGGAGUCCAAGCUCAAACAGUGGCAAACUUCUACUUGGCCUUUGGAAGCGAUUUGAUCAUUAUUCCAGUUCUGAAUAAAAUCGACCUGAAAAACGCCGAUCCCGAUCGAGUCACUAAACAGCUGGAGAGUCUGUUUGAUAUGGACCCCAAAGAGGUUUUACGGGUUUCCGCAAAACUCGGGAUAGGAAUGGACUCAGUGCUCGAAGCAAUAGUAACUCGGUUGCCGCCCCCAGAUGUAAACCGGGAAGCCCGAUUCAGGGCCUUUUUAUUCGACAGCUCCUUCGACCGAUACCGAGGCGUCUUAUCCAUGGUCUUGGUGAAGGACGGCCGCUUGAAAGUGGGGGAGAACAUACAGUCCUGCCACACUAAGAAGCAGUACGAAGUCAAAUCGCUGUCCCUACUAAGGCCGCAGGAAAUUGAAGUGAACGAGCUAGUCGCUGGGCAAAUAGGGCUGAUUGGCUGCAACAUGCGCUCCAGUCAAGAGGCUCACAUAGGAGACACCAUUCAUUUGUCCGGCCAGCAGGUUGAGGCGUUGCCCGGCUUCAGCCCAAUCAAGCCAAUGGUGUUUGCGGGCGUUUACCCGAUGGACCAAUCGCAGCAAAUCAAUCUGCGAAACGCUAUUGAAAAGCUCACGCUCAACGAUUCGGCAGUGAGCGUGGAACUUGAUAACAGUCCGGCACUGGGACAGGGUUGGCGUUUAGGUUUUCUAGGCUUGCUUCACCUCGAGGUGUUUUCGCAACGCCUCCAGCAGGAGUACGGUACGGAAGCCAUCCUAACAGCGCCUUCAGUGAUCUACAAAGUCAAGUUGCAGCCGACUAAACAGACCAUGAAAGACGGCAAAGAUGUUAUUUUCAUUAAUAAUCCUGCCGCUUGGCCCGAGCCGCAAAGAAUCCAGGAAUGCUUCGAACCCAUGGUGAUGGGCACCAUAAUCACGCCUGCCGCCUAUUUGGGGCCGGUGAUGUCCUUGUGCAUAGAGCGCCGAGGGGUGCAGAUAAGCGCCUCUAACAUAGACAACGACAGAAUUAUGCUGCAAUAUGAAUUACCUCUUUGUGAAAUAGUAAUUGACUUCCACGAUGUGCUGAAAAACAUCAGCUCGGGCUAUGCCAGCUUUGAUUACGAGGACAGAGGAUAUGCGAGCACCAAUGUGGUCAAGAUGUCAAUCCUUUUAAACGGCGUCGCAAUAGAAGAACUAAGCAGCAUCGUUCACUUAUCAAAGGCACAAACCAUUGGGAAAAGCAUGGCUUUGCGGCUAAAAGACAUAAUCCCCAGACAACUGGUUAACAUAGCGAUUCAGGCUUGUAUAGGGAGCAAAGUGUUGGCGCGACAGGACAUUAAGCCUUUUAGGAAAGAUGUGACGCAGUGGCUGUAUGGAGGUGAUGUAACGCGGCGAAAAAAGCUUCUAGCGCAACAAGCAGCGGGGAAGAAAAAAAUGAGAAUGAUCGCCAACAUAUCAGUACCGCGCGAUACGUUUAUCGAGGUGCUGAAGAGAUGAACAACUUGGCUGAUUUUUUUAUGAAGUGUAUUAAUUGCAAAACAAAAUUGUAUAUACAGGAUCAUCAGUAAA
Messenger RNA from Dendroctonus ponderosae (mountain pine beetle), 2288 nucleotides. It is a transcript of the gene waw, whose product is annotated as translation factor GUF1 homolog, mitochondrial. Bases 270 to 2216 code for a protein of 648 amino acids. Gene Ontology annotation, cellular component: mitochondrion. Gene Ontology annotation, biological process: positive regulation of translation. Lineage: Eukaryota; Metazoa; Arthropoda; Insecta; Coleoptera; Curculionidae. The record is from RefSeq and is a predicted model, not a curated record. Gene Ontology annotation, molecular function: mitochondrial ribosome binding; GTPase activity; GTP binding. The transcript is spliced from 9 exons.